AUGAAGACGCGCAUCGUUCAAGUGUCUGCCUCGCAUGUUCAGUUCCUGCAGAAACGGGGUGCGCAUCCCUAUGACAAUCCGACAGUCAAGUUGCAAGAACCAACGGCGGCUCAUGUACAAGCUGCAGCAGAUCAGCUCAAGCUAGGAGACCUCGUCGCGUUUCCGACAGAGACGGUCUAUGGCCUUGGCGCAAAUGCGACACAAACGGAUGCGGUCGCCAAGAUUUACAAGGCGAAAGGGCGUCCGUCAGACAACCCACUCAUUCUGCAUGUCGCAUCGCUUGCACAGCUACGGUUGCUCUGUCCUGCAGGCUGGCCAAGUGUCUAUGAUGCCUUGAUUGAUCAGUACUGGCCCGGUCCAUUAACACUCAUCAUACCGCUGCCCGAAGGUAGCGCCAUCUCGCCGCUAUGUACAGCUGGUCAGAGUACGUUUGCUGUGAGGAUGCCGGAGCACAAGAUUGCGCUCGCAUUGAUUGCUAGCGCUGGUGUUCCUCUUGCUGCGCCCUCGGCAAACGCGUCAACGCGGCCAUCGCCUACAUCGGCAGCGCAUGUUAUGCAUGAUUUAGAAGGCAGAGUGCCCUUGAUUCUAGAUGGUGGAUCAGCACAAGUCGGUCUCGAAUCCACUGUGGUGGAUGGUACAUGCUCGCCGCCUGUUAUUCUACGGCCUGGAGGUAUCUCUCUGGAGCAGAUACGGAAAAUAGACGGAUGGCAAGAUACACGGGUGUAUCAAAAGGCUAGUAUCGACGCUAGCGAUGCAGAGGUGCCGCGGACGCCUGGCAUGAAGUAUCGGCACUACUCGCCGACAGCUCGGGUCGUCUUGUUUGAGACAUACACGGGUGACCUCGAGCAGCGGAUGCGAGAGUGCAUUGGCGAUAUACCGUCUGACCAGGUGGCCGUUCUACGGUCACAGUCAUGGCCGGCAUCCCUAUCAGAGUCGCUUAAAUGCCGAGAUUAUGAGCUUGGCAAGACGUUGCCUCAGGUAUCAAGGAACCUCUUUGGCCUGCUUCGAGAGUGCGACGAGCGAGACAUGUCUCUGGUCCUUGUUGAAGGCGUUCAAGAAGCGAAUGAAGGGCUUGCAGUCAUGAACAGAUUACGGAAGGCAGCGAGUCUUGUCAUUUCUGAUUAG
Molecule: messenger RNA, 1125 nt
Organism: Protomyces lactucae-debilis
Lineage: Eukaryota; Fungi; Ascomycota; Taphrinomycetes; Taphrinales; Protomycetaceae
Product: DHBP synthase RibB-like alpha/beta domain-containing protein
Exons: 1
Coding region: 1-1125 (374 amino acids)
Biological process (GO): regulation of translational fidelity
Cellular component (GO): cytoplasm
Molecular function (GO): double-stranded RNA binding; tRNA binding; nucleotidyltransferase activity
Source: RefSeq, a predicted model, not a curated record